AUGAAACCAAAGGAUGGAGCGGUUGUGUGCGGGAUUUGGAGUGUUGUUUUCUCGAUCGCUCAGCUCGGAAUUAUGGGUUGGCAGAUGGCUGCAAUUAAGUAUGAAAAGGACAGAGCUGCGAACACUUUGUUGCCCAAUUAUAACACCUAUGGACGAUAUGAUAUCCCUUCGUAUUAUGAGAGUUAUUGGCAAUCGCCUGAAGAGCGAUAUUACAUAGGACUUUUCAUCAUCCAAAUUCUCUGCUUGAUCUCGGCUUUCUUUUUGCUCUUCGCAGGCGUGGCUCUCAUUUACGGGGUGCAUACGUGGUCUCGUUAUCUGAUAAUGCCUUGGUUUGUUUGCAUGAUCGCCUCGAUUCUCAGCUCGUUGGCAUAUUGUAUUAUGUGGUGGGCUGGAGAUGUUCGAGACUAUUGGUUGGCGCUCACAAUCCUUGAGAUCAUUGGAGUUUUUAUCAAUAUCUUUUGCACGGUCGUUGUUUCAACUUUCUACACGCGUGUGAAAGCGGAAUGGGAUUACUAUGAAAAAAAGAAUAACUAUCGCCCAGGCACUCGAAGCCACGCAAGUCGACGCGAUCUCUUGGAACGUUUUGAUUAUCCUUCGUCGGAGCCAGAACGUUUCGUCGCUCGUCCAUUCCCCAAUCAACAAAAUCCAUUACCUCCGUAUUCUCCUUAUCCAUCAGCAUAUCCAGCGUAUCCACCACAACCACAAUAUCCUCGUCCAUCUCCACCUCAACCACCCCCACAACCCAUCAGAAAAGCUCCGUAUCCAGAAGAUCCAAAUACGGUUUAUUAUGUCCGUGAGCCUGGGUCACGAGUUGGCGGAGGAGCGGUACCAAACAUUUUCAAGUCCGAUGAUGAUGAGGAUCUGGUGUCAAGUUGGGUGAAAGAUCAACAAAGACGAAGCCAACAUGGAAGUAAAGCUGAUUCCGAGCCACCAUAUCUCGAGGAUCGACGGCGUCCCUUGAAGCCGUCAAGAUCGAUGCCAUCGUUAUUUGAGGAGUCUGCAAGCUGCCAUCGCGAUCAUCGCUAUCGAAGUUCAUCUCGGCAUCGACGAGAUCGAUACAAAGAUCGUGAUCGUGAUAGGGAUCGUGAUAGGGAUCGAAACAGAGAUCAUAAAGACAAGAGGCAUCGAUCACACAGAGAUGGACGAGAUCAUUCUCGACGAUCUUAUCGAAGAGGAAGAAGUCGAUCAGUAGCCGAUUCGCGAGGUUAUGGUAGUGAAAGUGAAGAGACAUCAACAGAUUACACCAAAUGUCGGCAUGGAGAUCGGAAACGUCACCGCAGCAAGAGUCGACAUUACGAAAGUGACUCGGAGACGAGCGGUUCACCGAUGAAACCCGUUUCUGAUCGAAAAGGUCACAGAAGCAGCGACGAUCAAAAAAAAUCGAGUGGUCAAGUAAACUUGCCGCUUUCUGGUGGGCUCACCAUUCCACAGCAUAUCGUCAUCCCACCACAGCAUCACCUUGAACGCGGACCCGAUGGCACCAUUCAACCACAAACGUUUAACAUCAAUUCCGAGAUUGUCAUCAAAUAUGACAAGGAUGAGAGUGAGGUGGCCUUCUCGGAACGGGAUCGACGAACUGGCCGAUCGACUCUCUCUCAUUUAGCUACCGAGCCCCGUAGGAUUCAGCCCGUCUCGAUGCAAUCAAACGUU
Mesorhabditis belari is the source of this 1650-nucleotide messenger RNA. The record is from the annotation of a GenBank genome assembly. Lineage: Eukaryota; Metazoa; Nematoda; Chromadorea; Rhabditida; Rhabditidae.